AUGAAAUUGGAGCACAUCGUAGUUGAGAGUUGAGCACAUAGAUGGCAUUGCGUCAGGGACCCGGUGACUUCUACAAACGUCAAACCGAAAAGAUGUUAACUUAAGAAGGUUACAUGUGAGUGAACACAUUCACGCUUGUUAUCAUCGUUCAAUUUUUAAAAUUGUUCAAGAAUCUUGGAUUGGCAUCAUUCAAACGGUAUUCAAUUUCGUUCAAAUUGAAGCGACUUCGAAAUGGCGACCAGUUUACGACUCAUCAAUUUACUUCGACAAAACCGUACACUCUAUUCGCACUCAUCGAAACUGUUGACACGAAGUGUUCGGUUGCAGGAGACUCGCAUAUUUUCCGGUCAACGAAUUUUGGCGAUUCAAUCGGGUGUACGAUGUUUUAGUUCGGCCAGCACGGAACAGGCAUCCACACGGCAUGUUGAUAAGCAUGAAUUUAAAGCUGAAACACGAAUGCUCUUGGACAUUGUCGCACGGUCAUUGUACUCAGAAAAUGAGGUGUUUAUUCGUGAAUUAGUUUCAAAUGCCAGUGAUGCUCUGGAAAAAUUCCGUUAUACAAUCCAAACGGCCGGUGAUGAUCAGAGCAAAUAUGAAAGCACUGACCGACCAAUGGAAAUUCAUUUGGAAACCAACAAGCAAGCAUCUACAUUGACCAUCAAAGAUAAUGGAAUAGGUAUGACUCGAGAGGAAUUGAUAAGCCAUCUGGGUACAAUUGCCCGCAGUGGAUCGAAACACUUCUUAGAAGAGAUUCAAAAAUCUGGCAACGCAAGUGAGAAUGCUUCGAAUAUCAUUGGUCAAUUUGGUGUUGGUUUCUACUCUGCAUUUAUGGUUGCUGAACGAGUGGAAGUGUUCACUCGGUCAUCAAAGAUCGGUUCACCGGGAUUGAGAUGGAUAUCCGAUGGUACUGGUAGCUACGAAAUCGAAGGGGUCGAUAACGUUGAUGUUGGCACCACAAUUGUUUUGCACUUGAAAAGUGAAUGCCGUGAAUAUGCUGACGAUGAGAGAAUCAAAGCCGUGAUCAAAAAAUACAGCAACUUUGUUGGUCACCCAGUUUAUUUGAAUAAGGAACAAGUGAAUGAAUUGCAACCGCUUUGGCUAAUGGAUCCAAAGGCAAUAACAAAGGAGCAAUAUGAUGAAUUCUACCGCUUCGUUGCAAACACAUACAUGAAACCUCGUUUCACUCUUCACUACAAAGCUGAUGUACCAUUGAGUAUCCGGGCGCUGUUAUAUAUUCCAUCAUCCAAACCAAACUUAAUGGAUUUGUCCCAACACACUGAAGCCGGUGUUGCAUUGUACACGCGCAAAAUUCUAAUCCAAUCGAAAGUCGACAAGCUCUUGCCAAAAUGGCUUCGAUUUGUCAAGGGAGUCGUUGAUUCCGAGGACAUUCCAUUGAAUUUGAGUCGUGAACUGUUACAAAACAGCGCAUUAAUCGCAAAAUUGCGAAACGUAUUAACAUCACGUAUACUGCGUCAUUUGCAAGAAUGUGCCAAAAAGGAGCCAACGGAAUUCGAUGAGUUCUACACGGAAUAUAAUUUGUUCUUGAAAGAGGGAAUCAUCACAACGUACGAAGCAAAAGAAAAAGAGGAAAUUGCCAAACUGCUUCGCUUCAAUUCGAAUCGUGUGGAAAAUAAGACACAAAAAAUUUCGCUCACAGAGUACGUUGCCCGAAUGGAACCAGAUCAAAAGGUGAUUUACUAUUUGGCCGCACCAAAUCGUCAAUUGGCCGAAAGUUCCCCAUAUUUUGAGGGAUUGAAAUCGAAAAAUGUCGAAGUUCUUUUCUGCUAUGAACCAUACGAUGAACUCGUUCUAUCUCAAUUGCAAUCGUUUGCUGGCAAAGAAAUUGUAUCGGUUGAAAAGGAAAUGCGAACGGAUACCGAUGCUACGGAUCUAAGCGAUUUAGGACCAGACAGUUUGCAGCGUUCACAAAUCAAUGAAUUAUCCGAAUGGAUUCAGAAACAAUUGGAGGGAAAAGUAGCCAGUGUCAAAGCCACCACACGAUUAGUGGAGCAUCCAUGUGUGGUAACUGUUGAUAAUAUGGCCGGUGCACGGCAUUUUAUUCGCACACAAGGUCAUCAAAUUCCCGAAGAGAAUCGCUAUGCCAUUCUGCAGCCACAGCUCGAAAUCAAUCCAAAGCAUCCAAUUAUUAAGAAAUUAUUUCAAUUGAAAGAAUCAAAUCCAGAGCUCAGCGCGCUACUCAUCCAGCAAUUGUUUGGAAAUGCAAUGGUCGGCGCACGACUAAUCGAUGAUGCACAAAGUCUUAUCAAAUCGAUCAAUGAUUUAUUGACAAAAGCACUAGAAAAACAUUAAAUUUGUACGAAUGUUUCUGGUUUUUGAAUAGGGAUGUUUGGAGAAAAUAGAUGGAUAUAUGUAUUUUUUGUUGUUGGACAAAACAACAAAUUAAAAAAUUAUGUAAAACAUGAUUAUUAUAUUAAUGAAUUUGAUAAAUAAAACUGUACUAUGAUGAAAGAAUGAAAAACAAA
This is a messenger RNA of Sitodiplosis mosellana (orange wheat blossom midge), 2483 nucleotides long. It is a transcript of the gene Trap1, whose product is annotated as heat shock protein 75 kDa, mitochondrial. Gene Ontology annotation, molecular function: ATP hydrolysis activity; ATP-dependent protein folding chaperone; protein kinase binding. The record is from RefSeq and is a predicted model, not a curated record. Bases 232 to 2310 code for a protein of 692 amino acids. Gene Ontology annotation, biological process: protein folding. The transcript has 6 exons. Lineage: Eukaryota; Metazoa; Arthropoda; Insecta; Diptera; Cecidomyiidae. Gene Ontology annotation, cellular component: mitochondrial inner membrane.